GAGGAGCGUGCGCAGUGAGCUGGGUCCGGGGCUGUGUGGCUGGGGCUUGGGCUGGGCGGGCGUCCUGCACCUUGCGGGCGUGGCUGAGUUGUGUGGGCGGAGCGCGAGGGGCAGGGGUUUGUUCGUGUGGGAGGUGCACGCCGGCCAGUCCAGCGUCUUGCGGGCGGGGCUUGGGCCAUGUGGGCGGAUCCUGGCAGUGUGGCGGGGCGUGCGUGGUGGAGCCUGAUAGUGUGGGCGUGGCACGGAAGAACCCUGCCCCCCGUGUGGGCGGGGCGUGCGCCGUGCCCAAUUCGUCUGACAGGUCCCAGGGGAGCCCGCGCCCCGCGUGGCCGCCAAGGGGUGACAUGGGCACUCGAUGGGGUCCAGGCAGAAAGCCGUGCUCCCCUCACCCUCCCUGCCUCUGGUCUUCUGCAGACGGACUGGACUGAGCCCUGGCUCAUGGGGCUGGCCACCUUCCACGCGCUCUGCCUGCUCCUCACCUGCUUGUCCUCCCGAAGCUACAGACUACAGAUCGGGCACUUUCUGUGUCUAGUCAUCUUAGUCUACUGUGCUGAAUACAUUAAUGAGGCGGCUGCGAUGAACUGGAGAUUAUUUUCAAAAUACCAGUAUUUCGACUCCAGGGGGAUGUUCAUUUCUAUAGUAUUUUCAGCCCCGCUGCUGGUGAAUGCCAUGAUCAUUGUGGUUAUGUGGGUAUGGAAGACUUUGAAUGUGAUGACUGACCUGAAGAAUGCACAAGAGAGAAGAAAGGAAAAGAAAAGGAGAAGGAAAGAAGACUGAAGGGCAGCAGCUGCUUGGAGUUUACGUCCUUCCCGUCCACCCUGACUGCUCCCAGCGCUGCAGUGCGCGUGGUGUGGGCAUCCUUCCAGCUGACUCAUGGUUUGAAAAACCGUUGUUUUAUUUAAAUAUCCACAGCGGUAGGGCACACACUGAAGUCGGCUUUUCAGCCAGCACUGAAUGUAUCCAUCAGGACAUGCGUCUUCAGGCGCCUGAUCUUUGUAGUCAGGCUGUGGGAACGGUCUCUGCAGAGCUUCAUAACUGGGAAUUUGAUUUGAAGAAGUCCAUGUCAUAUGUGUAACUAGUACUAAUUAUAAAUAUAAAAUACACGAUAUAAAAUAUGAAACUCAAUAAUAAACAGUGCCACCUGUACAUGGGCACCAUGCCCUCCUCCUCGUGCUGUGUUUUCUAGCGCAUGCCACAGUUCGCAGUAGAGGGUGUUUUCACCUUCCAGGACAUGGGGCAAAGUUUGGAGACACCUGGUUGUCACUGGAGGGGGUGGUGCUCUUGGCUUCUCCUGUGGAGCCCAGGGGUGAUGCAUAAAAUCCUGUGUGCCUGGGUCAGCCGCAGCACAGACGAUGACUUGACAUGAAAUGUCAGCAGUGCUGGGGCAGAGAGACCUUGGAAGGAAGCUCUUGGAAAAUAUGUUGUAUCUCAGUUUGAUGAACCAAUUCACAAGAGGCUAGGCCCUCUCUAGCAAAGUUACGGGCUGCUUUACUGAAAACAGAAUGGAAGCCCUGAAGUCAACACUCCAUGGAGAAGCGUGUCUUUCCUAAUGUCCCGGUGUUCUGUUGAUUUAGGUGCUCGGGAACACAAUGCUCCCGGUUCUGUUAGGACAGGCAUACUGUUACUUUGCAAUAUCCACUUUAUAAAAUAGCUCCUGCCCAAUGGCUCUUGGUUCCUGUCAAAUGUGGACCUGUAGUUUAAGAAUGACAGGUGGUUAGAGACCCAGAUAUUUAAAAAUAGGUGUUCAGUAAGGGAAUACUCAUUGUGCAUUGUAUCUGAUAGCAUGCCUGAUUGUGCAUUUCUGAAAGUUACCGAUUCAAAAUGUAAUUGGAACAGUUAUCUUUGAUUAGACAAGCCUGGGAAGAGAAUGUUGAAGUGCAGAGCUCACCAGCCAAGUUCGUGUCCCUCUCGGGCCUUUGUGGCUGAGAAGUGGGACAGAAAGAUGAUUAAGGUAAUGUGUCCUCCCCCUGGCAUUGUCCAGGGCCGUUGUGUAGAUAUUUGACUUCGCUGACAGAAAAGAAACCAGGGAGUUUGUAGAGACUGUGCAUUUUUAGUAUAACAUUUUCACCAUCUGAUACGGUUUGGCUCUGUGUCCCCACCCAAAUUGCAUCUCAAAUUGUAAUCCCCAUGUGUCAAGGGAGGGACCUGAUGGGAGGUGAUUGGAUCAUGGGAGUGGUUUCCCCUAUGCUGUUCUCAUAAUAGAGAGGGAGUUCUCACAAGAUCUGCUGGUUUUAAAGAUAGCAGUUUCCCCUGCUCUCACUCUCUCUCUCCUGCCACCUUGUAAAGAAGGUGCUUGCUUCUCCCUCUGCCAUGAUUGUAAGUUUCCCGAGGCCUCCCCAGCCAUGUGGAACUGAGUCAGUUAAACUUCUUGUUUAUAAAGUAAUCCAGGUCUCAGGUAGUAUCUUUAUAGCAGUGUGAGAACAGACUAAUAAACCAUCUAUAUGUUAUUUGGACUUAAUAUGGGGCCGUGUGAUUGAAUCUUAGUUUGCCUGUGAUAAAGUAGUGUAACAGUAUUGCUAGCUUUGCAUGAAUUUGAUGCUGAUGACAUGUCAGUGUGAAACCAUGACGUGUGGUCUUUGGUUUUCACUCUGUAUGUGUGUGUCUGUGUUUUGGAGCAGUUAUAUUUUGGUUUUGUAAAAACAACCUUCACUUUAUUUUUAACUGUGUAGUAAGUUUAUAUUCAGUGCCUUGAAGUGCAUUGUUAACAAUUGUCUUGAUACGUUGUCCUCAUGUUAGGGAAAGUCAUAGAAGCCAAAAUGAUCAGCAGUUGAGUAAUUUACGAAAGCACAGGUGCAAUCCCACUUUAAAGCACCGGGGGUUGCACAGAGCACACUGGUUUCAGGCUCCAUAAAUGUGGAUGACUCACUGGAGAGCUUCAUCUGUUUAAGUAGAACAAAUGUUUUUACUCUACUGAUAAAGUACAGGAAAGGAGGUUUGUGAUAAAAAUUGUUUCUCACAUUCCAAACCUGUGACACCUUACGUUUAUCAAUUGCUAUGCAAUAAAAUAUAUCUUUAAUAAUA
Molecule: messenger RNA, 3021 nt
Organism: Pongo pygmaeus (Bornean orangutan)
Lineage: Eukaryota; Metazoa; Chordata; Mammalia; Primates; Hominidae
Gene: TMEM18
Product: transmembrane protein 18
Exons: 5
Coding region: 178-777 (199 amino acids)
Cellular component (GO): nuclear membrane
Source: RefSeq, a predicted model, not a curated record